Molecule: messenger RNA, 2256 nt
Organism: Aspergillus ochraceoroseus IBT 24754
Lineage: Eukaryota; Fungi; Ascomycota; Eurotiomycetes; Eurotiales; Aspergillaceae
Product: SulP family inorganic anion transporter
Exons: 4
Coding region: 1-2256 (751 amino acids)
Biological process (GO): transmembrane transport
Cellular component (GO): membrane
Molecular function (GO): sulfate transmembrane transporter activity
Source: RefSeq, a predicted model, not a curated record
AUGUCGGACUCCAGAUCCUUACAGGCAGAUCAGACCCGCUCUUUGCGGGAGCGGGUUUUUGACAUAUUUCGUGCCUCUUCUUCCCAUAGCCCCGAGACUUCCUCAACAGCAGCAGGCGGGAAUCUACAACGGGACUUGGGUAUUCGCACCCCAUUGCUGAGGUCCUACGACCACCAAGAGCCGCCAUGUGGUAUGGGUGACUCCUGCAAUCAUGGCACCUUUACCCCACGAGUGGAGCCUGAAGAUCAUUCUGGAUGGCGAGUACACUCUCUCGCUGGCGGCGAAAGGUCCUAUACUCGAAACCAAAGCCAACAAUCUACGCCAACCACGCCUAGCAUACAGGGUCCAGAGAAUCUGCCGUUGACCGGGGCAUCGACGCCACUUGCAGUAAAGCACAGUAAAUCUUUGUAUAUGUCAUACUAUAUUCCGUUUUUCAAUUGGAUCACCCAAUACCGCUUGUCCUACUUUCGCGGGGAUUUGAUCGCCGCUUUAACCAUCGCCUCCAUUUACAUUCCGAUGGCGCUCUCCCUCUCAAACAUCGCGCAUGCCCCUCCAAUUAACGGCCUAUAUUCCUUUGUUAUCCAGCCUUUUAUAUACGCAAUCCUGGGAAGCGCUCCUUUGAUGGUUGUCGGCCCAGAAGCAGCUGGAUCUCUGCUCACUGGAACGAUUGUCAAGGCCUGUGUGAACCAAGGACACACAGGAGAAGAAAACGAGGCCGCCAAUGCCGUGGUGGUCGGUGUGGCUACUGCUAUGGCUGGAGCCAUGGUUCUGGUUGCAGGAAUAACUAGACUGGGGUUUUUGGAUAAUGUAUUGAGUCGACCAUUCCUGAGGGGCUUUAUCACUGCUAUCGGGUUUGUUAUAUUUGUGGAUCAGCUUAUUCCGGAGGUCGGUUUGGCGGAAGAGGCCAAACGCGUGGGCGUGAGUCACGGAAGUACAGUGGAUAAGCUAGUAUUUCUUUUCAGGAAUAUCGAGUCUUGCCAUGGCUUGACGGCAGCUGUCGCCUUUACCAGUUUUGCGAUUAUCAUGGUAUUCCGGACUCUCAAAAAGACACUCGAAAACCGAUUCCCGCAAAUCAUUUAUUUUCCAGAUCGAAUUAUUGUCGUUGCUCUUUCUGCAGUUUUGACGUGGCGCCUUGGAUGGGAAGAGCAGGGGCUUGAGAUCUUGGGUCCAACAGAAAAUACUGCCAAUGGGGUCUUUAAAUUUGAGUGGCCUUUUCAGGCCAACCGUAUGCAUUACAUGCGUACCGCAUUAAGCACUUCGUUUAUCAUUGCCGUCCUUGGCUUUUUCGAGUCAUCGGUUGCCGCUAAAGGACUUGAUGGUACCAAGAGGAAGGAGGGAGUGGAAGGAAUGUCUGUCAGCCCUAACAGAGAGCUGGUAGCUCUAGGCGUUGCCAAUGUUGUAGGUGGGUGUUUCAUGUCUCUGCCUGCGUUCGGAGGAUAUGGAAGAAGCAAAGUCAAUGCAUCGACUGGUGCUCGUUCCCCAAUGAGUAGUAUCUGCCUCAGUAUGAUUACUUUGAUUUGUAUCAUGGUUCUCAUGCCAUACUUGUACUACCUUCCGAAAGCCGUCCUUUCCUCGAUGAUUUCUGUUGUCGCCUUUUCCCUGAUCGAAGAAUGCCCGCACGAUGUAGCUUUCUUCAUUCGUUUACGGGGAUGGACAGAGCUGGCGCUCAUGCUUCUCAUCUUCGUAUCAACUAUUUUCUACUCUCUUGAGCUCGGAAUUGCGCUUGGAAUUGGUCUAUCUAUCCUAAUUCUUAUCCGACAUUCCACGAAACCCCGAAUCCAGAUUCUUGGAAAGGUAGCUGGCACAAGUGAUCGAUUCGAAAACGCCGAACUCCACCUAGAUAACGUUGAGCUAGUCGAGGGAGCCUUAAUCGUCAAAAUCCCAGAACCUCUUACAUUUGCGAAUACCGGAGACCUCAAGAACCGUCUUCGUCGCCUGGAACUAUACGGAACUAAUCAAGCUCAUCCCUCCAUGCCUCGUAUCCGACCACCAGAGAAUAACAAGAACAUCAUUUUCGAUAUUCAUGGAGUUACUAGCAUCGAUGGCUCAGGAACGCAGGUCUUAUAUGAGAUUGUGGAACGGUAUGCGCAAGUUGGAACAAGGGUUUUCUUCUGCCGUCUUCCUAACCGCGAUGUUUUCCACAUGUUUGAGCGAAGUGGUAUCGUUGAACAAUGUGGAGGGAUAUCACACUUUGUUGGCCAUGUCGACGAAGCACUUAAAUUCAUAGAGUCUGAGAGUCAAUCUCUUCAUGUUUGA